This is a messenger RNA of Acanthosepion pharaonis, 2469 nucleotides long. Lineage: Eukaryota; Metazoa; Mollusca; Cephalopoda; Sepiida; Sepiidae. The record is from the annotation of a GenBank genome assembly.
AUGUCGCUGUCCGCGUGUCUGCUAUUGUUUACCUUGGACCUGUGUCUGGGUGUAGACCUGACAUACUACGUUGAUGAGGGAAUGAAUCCGGGUACCCUAGUAGGAGACAUUGCUGAUGACUCCCAUGUCAAAGACAGUGUCUCUCCCAACGAUCACUCGCUCAUCACCUUCAGUCAACUUCAACACGGAAAACUCAACAGCGACCAGCUUUUCCGUGUGUCCAAGAAAACCGGAAAACUGUACACCACCCGGACACUAGAUGCCGAUACGAUGUGCGAAUACAAUGAGGAGUGUUUCAAAACCGUCGAUGUGGCUGUGAAGAAGGCGACGUCUUUCAUCAAGAUACUGGAAAUCAAAGUCAUUAUUCGAGAUGUCAAUGACCAUCCGCCCGAAUUCCCAGACAAGAAAGUCACGAUUCACUUUUCAGAACGAGACGGCAAGGGCACAAAGAUCUCGAUCCCCAACGCCAUUGAUAAGGACGUCGGCGCGCUCAAUUCACAGAUCAACUAUCAGUUAAAUGAAAAUACCUAUGAGCCGUUCACACUGUCCAUUUCUAACAGGGUCAACGGAAAAUCAAAACUAGCCAUUCGUCUUGAAGAGAGACUUGACAGAGAAGUCAAGGAUUCUUAUAUUAUCCAAGUUAUUGCCGAGGAUCGAGGUUCGCCGCCGAAACAGAGCAUUUUGGAUGUACAUAUCAUCGUUAAAGACGAAAAUGAUAAUUCCCCAACUUUCAGUCAGAAUAUGUUCAAUGUUUCUGUCAAGAAUGAGAAUUACGGAUCGGCUCCAAUGCUCAUAUUAUCCGCCGCGGAUUUGGAUUCCGGAAAGAACGGAAAGGUCAUGUAUCACUUUAGCCGUGACACGUCCAGCGUGGCCAAGAAUCAUUUUCAAAUAAACAGAGAAACCGGAGAAAUUUACCUGCAGAAAAAGUUUGCAGCUGGCCAGAAGAUGACUUAUAAGUUGUACGUAGAAGCAACAGACGGGGGCAACCCUCCGCUCAGUUCCAUUGCUAUGGUUCUUGUCAAUGUAAUCAACCAGCAGAACAAUGCACCGACCAUUGAUGUUAACUUCAUCUCAGCCUCUUCAGGGAACACAGUUACAAUAUCCGAAGAUAUUAAAGUUGGUAGUUUUAUUGCUUUCAUGAAGGUCACUGAUCACGAUGCCGGACAAAAUGGCGAAGUAAACUGCAUACUACACCAUGAAAAGUUUCAGUUACAAAACUUAGGAAUCAAGAAGUAUAAAAUAAGCGUAAAGAAUUCAGUAAACAGGGAAUCCGAAGAUCAUUACGAGGUUACAAUAAUCUGCCAAGAUAAGGGUUCUCCUCCUUUACACAGUGAAAGCAAAUUUUCUAUCCAAGUCGUAGAUGUUAACGAUGUACAGCCUCAGUUUUCCCGUGAAGCAUUUCACUUUGUCGUUCACGAAAACCAAGAAUCCGAAUUCCCGAUCGGUUCCAUUCAUGCCACCGACCCAGAUCUGGGACCCAGAGGUAAACUCAGCUAUUCGUUACUCUCCCACGGCAAACAGAUCUUACCUUUUGUGAUAUCGGAUGAAGGAUUGAUCUUAACGUCCGAAUCGCUUGACCACGAAUUUCAGGACUUUUAUAAGUUCCAAGUUUUUGUCAAAGAUAACGGUAUACCUCCCCUGAAUAACACAGUCAACGUGACGAUCGAUGUGCGAGAUAAGAACGACAACGCCCCCUAUUUUACCUUCCCCAGCGUCAACCCUUUCUCGAUGGAUAUUGUCUAUUACCCCCAUCACAACAACAACAUCACUCUAGUGAAAGCCUCCGACAGGGAUAGCCGUGAAAACGCCUUUCUCAAAUACGAGCUCAUAUCAGGCAACGAGAAACAGUUAUUCAUGAUCAACCGAUAUACAGGAUUACUCACUUUUAGCCGAGUAGUCAGCCAACACGACGCCGGCUCGUACGAACUGGAGUUUAUGGUCAAGGACAGUGGCACGCCGGUCAUGUCGGCGACGACUACGUUGUUUCUGACCCUGACCGUCAGCAAUCAGUCUUUUGAGGUAGUUAACCACAUACAUAUGAAUGCCGAUGACAUGAUCGAUCUCAACCUGACCAUUAUAAUCGUGAUGGUAGCAGUCACAAUUUCGGUGUCAUCAGUGAUUUUUAUAACACUGUGUAUUCUCCGUUGCACCGACCAAAGAAACGUGUUGGGAGCUCGUGGCGGUCAUCUAGCAGGGAAGUGUGUAGCUGAAAAGCAGCACUUGACCACGAGGGGUAGCAUUCCUGUCGCUCUAACGACAGAUACCGGAUUGACUCGAAGCCCUCAACUAGCAGGAAGCCGAAUUGAACCUCACUCGAGUGACAUGUCUUGCAACCAGCUUAAAGGUUCAAUAACGGAUAUAAACAAACUUGGACAUCAGUGGAUAAAUCAACACUGUGGACAAGUAGUCGAUGGCACAGGUCAGGUAAGUGUUGGAACCAUGGCUUCAACAUUUUUUUUAUUUUCUUAA